Molecule: messenger RNA, 1514 nt
Organism: Sorghum bicolor (sorghum)
Lineage: Eukaryota; Viridiplantae; Streptophyta; Magnoliopsida; Poales; Poaceae
Product: NDR1/HIN1-like protein 13
Exons: 1
Coding region: 382-1320 (312 amino acids)
Cellular component (GO): plasma membrane
Source: RefSeq, a predicted model, not a curated record
GUAAUAAGUCAAAGAAAGCAACCAUGGUAAUCAAAAAGAAGAAAAAACCACAAAACCCACCAUCCAUCCCAGCUCGCCCUCUCACUCUCAGCAAGACGAAAUCCAGGGUGGCCGUAGCAGCAGCCAGCAGCUUGGGGGAUGGGUGACUGAUUGGUGAAGAAAAAAAAGAAGAGAAGAAGCACACAGAAAUCCAUUACAAUUACACAGAUAAAGAGUGCAUAUAUAAAUGGUCCCAGUGAUUACGCUGCUCUCUUCUUCUCCGCGUUUUCCACCUCAGUCCUCCUACAGCUAGCAGCUCCGCCUUUACUCAUCCCCAUCUCCAUCCCAUCCUUCCCCCAAGCAGCCACCAAGAGCCGCCGAAGAAGCCGAGAGCAAGGCGCAAUGGGCGACCGGGCGUACGCGCCGGCCGCGAAGCCGGUUCCCGUGCGCGCCACCAACGGCACCGCGAACGGCGGCGGCGGCGGUCCCCCGCGUCCCGCGCCGCCGUCCAUGCUGCCCGGCGGUCGCGUGCCCCCUCCGCCGAUGUACCGUCCGAAGCCCGCGCAGUCGCGCCCUCCGGCGCGCCGCCCCCGCCGGAGCGCCCGCGGGUGGUGCUGCGCGUGCUGCCUGUGGCUGACGCUGGUGCUGGUGGGCCUGGUGUUCCUGGGCGCCAUCGCGGCGGGGGUGUUCUACGUGGUGUACCGCCCGCGCCCGCCCAGCUUCGCGGUGACGUCGCUGCGCCUGGCGGCGCUGAACGUGUCGGACUCGGACGCGCUCACCUCCCGCAUCGAGUUCACGGUGACGGCGCGGAACCCCAACGACAAGAUCGCCUUCCGCUACGGCGACAUCGCGGCGUCCUUCGCCUCCGACGACGGCGCCGACGUGGGCGACGGCGUGGUCCCGGGCUUCCUCCACCCGGCGGGCAACACCACCGUCGUCCGCGCCGCGGCCUCCACCGCGUCGUCCACCAUCGACCCCGUCCAGGCGGCGGCGCUCAGAUCCAGAAAGUCCCACGUCAUGGCCGCGCAGAUGGACGCCAAGGUCGGCUUCCAGAUCGGGCGGUUCAAGUCCAAGAGCAUCAACGUGCGCGUCACCUGCGCGGGGGUCUCCGUGGGGCUCGCCAAGCCGUCUCCCGCCGCCGCGCCCGCGCCCGCGCCGGACGCGGAGCCGACCGUCGUGGUCGCCGCGGCGCCGGCGCCCGCCCGAGGCCGUGGGCGUGGGCGGUCGCCGCGGUCGGUCGUACGGACGUCGUCCUCCAGCGCCAGCGGCGGCGGAGGGAAGAUGACGCCGACGGACGCAAAGUGUAAGGUCCGCAUCAAGAUCUGGAUUUGGUCGUUUUGAUGGAUUCCAUUUGGGGCUUUGAGGAGGAGGAGGGGGGGCGGCGGGGUAGAGAGACAAAUUUUUUUUUUUGGUUUCCUUUCAACUUGUUUUUUUUCUUUCUCUCUUGCUUUCUUCUCUUGACAACAGUGUAUGUGGAUUUAUUGGAGUAUAGUCUAUAUGGUUUUUCAUUUCCGAUCCGCUUGUCCAUGCUGCUA